AUGUAAUAAUAACAUUCAUACUAUUAUUUUUUAUUAUAAAUUAUAAAAUAGAAUAAAAAAUAUAAAUACUUAGUAUUUACUGAAUAAUGUUAUAAUACAUAUUUUGUAAACCAUUAAUUAACAAAUCCAGAAUGUUUUAAAUUAACUCUCUCAAAAACUUUAGGAAUAGCUAUUGUUACCUUAUCAACUAUUCUAAAAGUACCAUAGAUUAUUAAGAUAAUUUAAAAUAAAUCAGUUUAAGGCUUAUCUUAUUCAUCUUUGAUUUUUGAAUGUCUCCUUUAUCUUUUUACUAUUAGUUAUAAUCUUUAUAUUUAAAGUCCUUUUAGUUUAUACGGAGAAAAUAUUUUUAUAAUUUUCUAAAAUAUCAUUAUUAUGUGUCUUUUUAAUGUAUAUGAUAAAAAAUUUUCAUUAUUUAAACUUAUUACAACUUUUAUUUUUAUUGGAGGAAUUUCAGCACCUCUAUUGCUUUAAAUUGUACCAAAAUAAGCCUUUGAUUUAUCAAUUAUAAUAAAUAUGAUUAUGUGUAAAUAAAUAAUUAAUAGAAAAUAUAUUUUUUAUAAAAAAAAAGUUUCAUGUAGCAGAUUACCUUAAAUGAUAAAAAAUUUCAAAGAUAAAAGUACUGGAUAGCUUGCUCUUGCAACCUUCUUUUUAAAUUUUAGUGGAGCUAUUGCAAGAACUUUCACUAUUUUUACAGAAUCACCAAAUAUGCUUAUUUUGAUUUCAAACUUUUAAGCUGUAAUACUGAAUGGAAUAAUCUUUUUGUAAAUUCUUUUAAUCGGAAAUAGAUAAAAUAAGAAAAUUAAAACUAAUUGA
This is a messenger RNA of Ichthyophthirius multifiliis, 813 nucleotides long. RefSeq names its product pq loop repeat family protein. NCBI's taxonomy places the organism in Eukaryota, Ciliophora, Oligohymenophorea, Hymenostomatida. The transcript has 3 exons. The record is from RefSeq and is a predicted model, not a curated record.